Messenger RNA from Rhineura floridana, 1676 nucleotides. It is a transcript of the gene ZUP1, whose product is annotated as zinc finger containing ubiquitin peptidase 1. The coding region runs from base 296 to 1558 and encodes 420 amino acids. The record is from RefSeq and is a predicted model, not a curated record. Lineage: Eukaryota; Metazoa; Chordata; Lepidosauria; Squamata; Rhineuridae. The transcript is spliced from 9 exons.
GUUCUUUCUACCAGUGUGAAGUGGAGAAGAGUACGAAAACUGCGCAUGCUCAGGAGACUGAAUGCACCACUGCUAUUUGGGAAACGAAAGCGGAGAUCUUUUCGUGCGCGAGCAUGUUUGAUUUUUUUUUUCUAAGUCUGAGAGAAACGUGAGAGCAAAGAGAAGAAAGCGUUCGCCUUCUAACAGCUGCUCCGGCGUGGCGGAGUGAGAUUUUUGGGUCCUUCGUGCCAAGGGGGCGUGGCUCUCCUUUGUUUCCUGGGUCCCGGCUGGUGCCUCUUGCGCUUCUCCCGCCGAGAUGGAAUUGUCUGUGAGAGCCCAACAGGGACAGCAGCGGCUUCUCCAGGGGGGACCACCCGCUGGUGCCCGCGCACCUCCUUCUCCUCCUGCCGGCGAAAAUGGUCAAGGGCUGUUUGAAUGCCCAAUGUGUCACCUUGUUUGUACCGACUACGCAGUACUGCAGGAACAUAUUGAAUUGCACUUGGAGGAAUGCAGCUUUUUUGAAGAAAGAAACUUGACUGAUCUAGAAUUGGCACAGCAUCUCCAGAAUGAGGAAGACAGACAAAGAAGAGAAGCAGCAGCAAAACAAGAAAGAGAAGAUUUCCAAAAGCUACAGAGGCAAUAUGGUUUGGAUGGUUCUGGAGGAUACAAGCAGCAGUCACUAAAAAACUUGGAAAAGGAAGUGGCUUUUGGAAAAAUGUCACCAUCUGACUAUCAUAAGAGAACAGCUGAAAUGAUGGAAUCCUUAGCUUUUGGUAUUGAUGAUGGAAAGACAAAGACUUCAGGAGUUACUGAAGCACUGUGUCAGUACUAUCAGAAUGAAUGUAAGGACAUAAAGCAUGUGUGGCUUUCUACAGGAGUGGACCACUUCCAUUGUUCUUUAGGAGACAGAGGUUGGGGCUGCGGUUAUAGGAACUUCCAAAUGCUGCUUUCUUCUCUCUUGAGAAACAGCACCUAUGAAGAUUGCUUGAAAGAUAAUUCAUCAAUUCCUUGUAUUCCAAAAAUUCAGUCAUUGAUUGAAGAUGCAUGGAAAGAAGGUUUUGACCCCCAAGGAGCUUCUCACUUCAACAGCACAUUACGGGGAACUAAGGCUUGGAUAGGAGCAUGUGAAAUUUAUUCACUCUUAACUUCUCUCAGGCUAAAGUGUCAGGUCAUUGACUUUUACCAGCCAACUGGCCCUUCAGGAACACAUCCUCGUUUGCUGGAGUGGGUAUUAAACUAUUACUCAUCAGACAAGGAAAAUGGUGCAAAAGUUGUGUGUACCUCUAAGCCACCAAUCUAUCUUCAGCACCAAGGUCAUAGUCGUACUAUUCUUGGAAUAGAAGAAAGGAAGAACAAAACUUUGUGUCUACUGAUAUUUGAUCCAGGUUGCCCCUCACAGGAAAUGCAAAAACUCUUAAAAGGCAUUGAUGGAAACAGUCUCAGGUUGCUUAGAAGAUUUGUGGGCAGCUUAAAACAUAAACAGUACCAGCUAGUGGCUGUAGAUGGUGUACUGACAACUGAGGAAAAAGUUGCUCAUAGGCAGGCUUCUCAACUCUUCACAGCUCAGCGGAUUCCCUGAAAUAAAGAAUGCUGAGGAAUAUUAAGAAGAAAGUUGCAGGAGAGAUCUUGGUACAUUUACACAACUUCUUGGGCGAAGUACAUUUUUUUAAGCAAAAUAAAUGUUGGGGAAAAAUUAA